Messenger RNA from Hymenoscyphus albidus, 4515 nucleotides. NCBI's taxonomy places the organism in Eukaryota, Fungi, Ascomycota, Leotiomycetes, Helotiales, Helotiaceae. The record is from the annotation of a GenBank genome assembly.
GCCAACCUUUCCCGUACUGGAUGCCGCUUUUCUCUCAGGGACAGGCGAGCAGGGGUCAGAGGUCCAGAGGUCACAGCAACAAAAAGUCAGUCAACCUCAACGCGACGCACGCGAAGCUUAUUAGACAGGCAUACAAAUAGUCAACAACACCACCACUGCCAAAUUCCCCACAACUCACAUUCACGCCUCCCCACCAAGCUGGAUUAUCGCCAACUCACGGGCUCCCUAGAUUUGGGUAUCCCCCAGCAUAUCUUCAAGUACCGCCCCCUUACGAUCCAUACCAAAGUGCCUCUUGCGGCUUAGAGCUUGGAGAGCAUGCGAUUAUCAUGAACGGCACUCCUCGUCUGCGGUCGGCGUACCCUUCGACCCCGGGAACGGUCAAUCGAGGAGGAGGGAGUGGAGGAGGACUUGGUAGCAGCAAUGCUAAGAGAAAUGGAAGCCCAGGGGCGAGAAGUUCCCCUCGCCCGCUACGAAGUAUAGACGAAAUCCAAGGCAACCCAGCUCCACCGCCGAGCGAGCCUUUGAUUCCUACGAACCUGAUCGAUGCACCGAGUCAGCGCAUGUAUGCGCUUGCGGUCUAUGGUCUUCUUUUGGUAUACCGGCUGUACGACUGGUGGACGUUGGUGGAGGAGGACACACAUUCCUGGCUUCUGUUUAUGAAGUGGGUGCUGAUUGAUUUUGGGUUCAUUUAUGGAAUUCCCAUGUUGAAAAUACCGUGGCUGGAGUGGUCGGAUUCGACGAAAUUCAUGGCGUGCCUUGUCCAUGCUUGCAUAGAUGGUAUGCUGAUGUUUAGGAUACCAGUUAGUUCCUUUCCCAUAAUCUUUUGGAGAUCACUAACCCUCAUUUCAUAGCUUCCAAUCGAAGGAUGGCUUCUCUUAAUGACCAAAACCCUUUUUGACAGGGAAAUGUCUAUAUCUGAGAAUAGCGUCCGCCCGGCAAGCAUUCUACACAAUGCCUCCUUGAUUAUGGGUAAACAAAUUAUUAACAUCUUGCCAGAGGGGUAUGUUACCUCCAUAUCGAAGAGCCUGCUCAUUCUAACAUAUUAAGUUCGGUGACCAUGAAUCCAGAUCAACUGCCAUUCUGCAUCGGUAGUGGCCAACCCGCAGUCAAGAUUCCAAUGCGAUUCAACCAAACAAGGCCUCAGCACAUUGAACUCCUGCGGUUCGAUUUCUACACGAAUACAAACGAGACUAUCACACUAUCUAGUAAAGAAUUGAGGCACCCGGUACAUCUGGAGGAUGGUGUAAGUUUACUAAAUUACGUCGUCAAGAAACCCGGGCUUUAUCGGUUGCAAAAGGUUGUUGAUAAGACGAAAUUGGAGGUCCAGCGAAGGAUGUCAGAUACCUUGGUUGUGAAAUGUCCAAAAGGAAGUGUAAAAUCUUCUGCAGCCAAUAAAUGCCAAGGCGACCUUUCAGAUCUGACCAUGGAAAUCGAAGGAACGCCACCACUAAAGGUCGUAUAUAGGCGCACUGCCAACUCCGAGCAGAGUAUUCAUCACUUCCAGAGCAUCCAGCCCGAGAACUUUGAAUCUCCUCUACUUGGCUCAACACGUUCCAGUACGUUAGUUGUUCACGGCAGUAAUGAUGUCUCGUGGGGUCAGGCACAUCGAAUUAGUGUCCCCUUGAACGAGUCUAUGAUACCAAGUGGACGCUGGCUAUACUCGAUCGAUGAGAUACACGAUGCAGUAGGAAACGUGGCGAACUUUUCAUCUAGCUCUGAAGAGGGAGAGCACAAUUAUCCCAAGGGUGUCCAUCUGGAACAGGAAUUUAUAGUCCAUGAUCGCCCGAUUGCGCGUUUCACUGGCUGCGAUUCCCAGCACCCUUUAAAGGUUGCUAGUGGCAGAGCUGCACCACUUCCGGUACAAUAUAAUCCCCAAGGCCGAGCCCCUGAUGACAUCUCGCAUACCCUUUCAUGGAAAUUCUCUCCUCUGGAUACUCUGACCAAAAAUGGGGAUCAUGGAGAAAAGAUUGUGGAGGAGGAGCACCUAGCGAGAACUUUGAAUGACCGCCCAAAAAUUCGAGUGCCAGGAUUGUACACUUUGUCUGGAGUGAAGAGCAAAUUCUGCGAUGGUGAAGUACAAGAGCCUGCUUCAUGUUUGCUCCUUAAUCCUCCAGAACCACAGCUAUCGAUAUCUUCGGAAAACAUCAACGACAAAUGUGCUGGAAAGCCAAUUGGGCUGUUGGUUGAUCUCGAUCUCAUCGGUACACCACCUUUCAUGGUCACAUAUGAGAUCACAAGCAGGAGUGGAACAGAAUCAAAGUCUGUUAGAAUCAACGGUCUACGACAUCAAUUGGAACUUAAACCCAGAGACGCUGGUCAUUUCGCAUACCACUUCAUUUCUAUCGAUGAUGCAGUUUACAAGGGACAAUCGUUGGCUGGCAACGAAUUGACAUUGGAGCAGGAUGUCAAGCCACCAGCCUCUGCAGCAUUGAGAGUUGCGACCAAAAAUAUUGAUGCAUGUAUUGAAGAACCAGUACAGAUGGACGUUGAUCUAUUUGGAGAGAAACCUUUCACGCUGGAUUGGGAACUUGUUCAUCAUGGGAAACGUGAGAGAUUUAAGCAAAGUAACAUUGAAGAGGAUACAUUCAAGAUAGCAACGGCUGCAUUGCUUAGUGGCGGUGAAUACACCUUAGCGCUUACAAGUGUUCAAGACAAGACAGGGUGCAAGAUUUUCUUGAACAAUGCUAUCAAAUUCAAUGUUCGACAACAACGACCCAAAGCAGCAUUUGGCCAAAUCGAAGGCAGGUACAAGACUGUCGAGGUCGAGGGUAAAUCAGUCAAAGUACCUCUUCGCCUUUCUGGGCAAGCUCCAUGGACCAUUACGUACCGAAAUGUUAACGAUGCUGAUGAAAGACAUUAUACCAAAAUUGCUAAAUCGACUAACGAUUUCAUAUCCGUUGACAAGAAUGGCAUCUUCGAACUUCUCGAUGUUAGAGAUGAGCAAUGUCCAGGAACGGUUGAGCGUAAAGCCUCCACCUUUCAGAUUGAUUGGGUGGCUAGACCACAAAUCAGGGUUGCAGAUACAGCAGUGCUUGUCCCUGAUGGGAAUAAAUGGCUCAAACGUGAGGUUUGUGAAGGCGACAUUGAUGCGGUGGAGGUGCAUCUUACAGGUAAGCUAUUUUGCCAUUUUGGAAUGUCGGCAGGACUAACUAAAUCUUAGGCACGCCACCAUACAACGUAAAAUACCAAGUACGCCAUAAACCCACUCAAGGUUCUGGCUCUAUCAGCAACAAGGAAUUCGACGCCGCUCUUGGUCUAGCAACAAUUUCGAUGGAAACAGGCAAGGCCGGAAUCUACGAAUAUAAAUUUUCUGAUCUUUCCGACGGAUUAUACGAUCAUGAUUCAAAAAAAUUUACCCCUCUUGGUCUGGUGCAGAAAGUCAAUGGCAAGCCAUCGGCACACUUCGUCAAACCCGGCCAGUCAUACAAAUAUUGCAAGGACGAGAUAGAUGGAAGCGAGAUCAUCCCAAUACGCUUGGAAGGCGUCCCGCCAUUUCAACUUGAAAUCGAUAUCAAACAUCAGAGUAGUUCUCGACCCGAGACCGUCAAGAUUGCCAAUAUCGAAUCAAACCAGUAUAAUUUUAGAAUGCCGGAUGCCGCACGUUCACUCGGCAUCCAUCAAGUCAGUGUUCGAAAAAUUCGAGACUCAAGAGGCUGCCAACAGAAAACAGAAUAUGGGGCACCUCAUGUGCAGGUACAGGUCUAUGACGUUCCUUCUCUUUAUCCUCGCGACUCGCGUCAAGACUAUUGUGUUGGCGAGCGAAUCUCAUACACUCUUUCUGGAUCCGCACCCUUUGAGAUCUUCUACACAUUCGAAGGCGUGGAAAGAAGAGCGAAAUCCCCCACCACGGUCUUCAAACGUAUCGCCGAGAAGCCCGGCAACUUUACUAUCACCGGCGUCUCAGACAAAGCCAGCGAAUGCAAAGCCCGAACCAAAGUCUCCAAAUACAUCCACCAGAUGCCCAGUGUUCGAAUCAGCCAGGGCAAACAGGUGGAAGUCGACAUCCACGAAGGCGGCGAAGCCGAGAUCCUCUUCGAGUUCUGGGGCACCCCACCAUUUGAAUUUACGUACACACGUAGUACGAAUGCGCGAAAGGGCCACAAAUCGCAGGUUCUGGAGACCAGACGCGAAGUCUCAUAUGAGCAUAGUAAGACGGUUCAGUCGUCGCAGGAGGGGACUUACGAGGUGGUUGCUAUCAAGGAUAAAUACUGCUCCUUCUCGACGCAGAAGGCGGAUGCGGGGACGCGGCAGAAACUUUUGCAAUUCUAGUCUAGUUUUUGGUUGGAAUACAAGAGUGGAAUGGAAAAUUUAGGGAUAUUGUGUAUUUGGUCAUCUCAUAGCGCGGCGUUUGUGAGGGGGGGUUGCCUUUUAUUUCUUUUGUGUACUGAACUGAUUGUAUGGUGUACUGUACGUAUAUCUGAUGUGAUGUGCUUCUUCUACGGUUAAUGGAUGAGGGGAGAUGGGACGGGGAACUAAAAAUGAAAAAUCUUAGAUAGAUCAGGUGGGGCAAUGCCU